UACAAUUAAAAACUCAAAAUAUAAAGCAGAAAUGACAAGAAGCAAGGCUAGAGAGUUUGCCGUCUCUCUCCCUCUCUCAAGUCUCAAUGUGGCAUGGAACUAUGUAUGUACCCAAUUGCUAGGAGUGAAAGUCUCAAAAACACCAUAAAAAAACAGAACCACUUCUCUCUUUCUGAUCGCCAAGCCAACCCAAGCCUCGCCGUGUUCCAUCCAUCUUUCUUAAUUGUUCCACUUCCCGAUCGUCAUCAUCAAUGAAGCCGCCGCCACACUUCCCUCUGAAUUCCAAGAAAAAGAGAGUGUUCAUGGACCCUGACGUGAUCGAAAUCCCACCCCCUCCAACGCCGAUUGUUUCUCGCUGUAGCAGCACCAAGCAACCUAAAAACAAACAGGUUAUUCUUCAUGAAAUAAUUGAUGUUGACAAGGAAGAAGAUCCUGUUGAUGUGAUGAUUCUUGACAAGAAAUUUGACAUAAAGAAUAAAGGGAAAUCUAUAAGAGAGAAUUCUGAUGGUUUCAGUCAAGCUAAGGAUGGCAUUUCCGAUCAUCUUUUCAGUUCAUCCCCUGGAGCAAAUAAUGUGAUUAACGUGGAUGGUCUUGAUUCUGACUCAUUGUAUGAUGAUGGUGCAUGUAUGGAUUUUUAUUCUGAUGACUUCAUGGAGUUUGAUGAGUAUUCAUAUUUGCAAUCCCAUUUUGACAAUGUGGAUAUUCCUCCUGGAGUGGAGGCGCCCAUUCCUUGGCUGCCAAAUUCUGAUAAUAAUGCAAAGAAAACUGCUAAUGGGACUAAUUCUUUCAAUACAAGCAAUCAAAUGCAAUCUAAUGGUGGGGGUUCAUGGUCAUUGAAGCCUGCCCAUGCAAGCAAGAAGCUGAGUUCAGGGAGUGGUUCAAGUUUUCAUAACCCGAUGGAUUCCGUGAGUCAUGCUUCUGGAGUGAACCUGUCCUCUCCUUGGUCAUUUCCCCAGGCUGCCCAAAGUAAGAAAGAAAAAAGCAUUUCACAACAUGGGAGGAGUGCCUUGAAUUUUCCACCUUUCCAAAGUAAAAAAAAGCCAGCCACUUCAAAUAGUUCAACUGAUUAUGGCUAUGCAAAGCACCUAGGCGAUGUUAUGCUCCCUCAUGGAGUCGGGCCAGCACAUUUGGGACAUACCAGUCUUGCUCCUGAAUUUUAUCCAACCCCCCCCUCAUUUGUGGGAGGAUUGCAUCAUUUUCCUAUUAUUGGCCCUUCCAUGUCUACGUUUAUGUCGAAAUUCAAAAAUUCAUUUGAUAACCAUACAAGUCAUUCAAAUUUUUAUGAUCCGUUCGAUGCUUUACAUAUCCCUCCUGAAGAAAAGGCUGCUGGAACUCUGAAAAAUGUAAAUAAAGAUGAUAUCCUCAGAAAGUUUCAACUAUUCAAACGAUUUGAUACAGUUGAAGAUCAUUCAGACCAUCACUAUACUUCCAAAGGUUCUUUGAUGAAGCAGCCACCAAAGACAUGGGCAAAGAGAAUUCAGGAAGAGUGGAGAAUCCUGGAGAAUGAUUUGCCAGAUUCUAUAUUUGUUAGGGUUUAUGAAACAAGGAUGGACCUAUUGAGGGCUGUAAUUAUUGGAGCAGAGGGUACUCCCUACCACGAUGGUCUCUUUUUCUUUGAUGUUUUUUUCCCCGCUGGCUACCCCAAAGUACCACCGCUUGUCUACUACCAUUCUGGUGGUCUUCGACUCAACCCAAACUUGUACAAUUGUGGGAAGGUAUGCCUCAGUCUUCUUGGAACCUGGCAGGGUAACAAGAAUGAGAAGUGGCAGCCUGGAGUCUCUACUGUGCUACAAGUUCUAGUAUCUAUACAAGCAUUGAUAUUGAACCAGAAGCCCUUUUUUAAUGAGCCUGGAUAUGAACUGCUGAGUGGUUCAGCUAACGGUGAAAAACGAUCUCAGGAGUACAGUGAGAGUACUUUUUUCUUAUCACUCAAAACAAUGGUUUACACAAUGAGGAGGCCGCCUAAGCAUUUUGAGGACUUUGUGCUGGGCCAUUUCAACAAGCAUGCUAAUGAUAUUCUCGUGGCAUGUAAGGCGUAUAUGGAUGGUGCUCAGGUAGGGUGUCUAGUCAAAGGUGGGGUUCAGGAUGUUGACGAGGGGGAUAAGAGCUGCUCAAAGAGUUUUAAGGACUCCUUGCCUGCCUAUGUCGAUAUGCUGGUGAAGCAGUUCUCACAAAUCGGAGUUCAGGACACUGAAAAUUUCCAAACAUCAGAAAACGGUGGGAUACUGAUCGAUUAAUAGGCCCAUGACUGCAAUAUAAAUGAGUUAUCGAUGAGAAAUCAAUUUUGAAACUCGACGGGAAGUGUCUUUACAUACCUGACAUGCAAUAUAGGUUUUCUGAUUCAUAUCAAGAAGUUAGAUGGCUAUUCCUAUAGGAUGCUUAUUUUUAUUUUUCCGAAUUGUACAUGGAUCUAGACAAGGACAAGUUCAUAAAGUUUUAUCUAAUUAUUCAGUUACAUUGUA
Messenger RNA from Populus trichocarpa (black cottonwood), 2462 nucleotides. Its product is annotated as probable ubiquitin-conjugating enzyme E2 25. NCBI's taxonomy places the organism in Eukaryota, Viridiplantae, Streptophyta, Magnoliopsida, Malpighiales, Salicaceae. The record is from RefSeq and is a predicted model, not a curated record. Bases 252 to 2237 code for a protein of 661 amino acids. The transcript has 8 exons. Gene Ontology annotation, molecular function: ubiquitin conjugating enzyme activity.